AUGGCACUGGCGAUCCUGCGGGACUGGUGCAAGUGGAGAGGCAUGAACGCACAGCGCUCCCUGCUCAUCCUGGGCAUCCCGGACGACUGUGAGGACCAGGAAUUCCAGGAGGCCGUGCGGGCUGCCCUGUGGCCCCUGGGCAGGUACCGAGUGCUGGGCCAGGUCUUCAGAAAGGAGCUGGGGACCAGCGUGGCCCUGGUGGAGUUUGCUGAAGGCAAGCAGUACCUGGCAGGGCAGGUGACGCAGCAGCUGCAGAUGUGGCAGGAGCUCCAGGUGAGGAAGGAGCUCCAUGUGAGGCAGGAUCUGCAGGUGAGACAGGAUGUGAAGGUGAGGAGGGAGCUGCAGGUGAGGAGGGGGAUGCUGGUGAGGAAGGCUCUGAAGGUGAGGGAGGAUGUGAAGGUGAGGGAGGAUGUGAAGGUGAGGCAGGAUGUGAAGGUGAGGCAGGAUGUGAAGGGAGCUCCAGGUGAGGCGGGAACUGCAGGUGAGGAAGAAGGUGCAGGUGAGGAGGGCGCUGCAGGUGAGGAGGAAGUUGCUGAUGUGGCAAGACCUGCAGGUGAGGAAGAAGCUGCAGGUGAUGAGAGAGCUGCAGGUGAGGAAGAAGCCGCAGGUGAUGAGAGAGCCGCAGGUGAUGAGAGAGCUGCUGGUGAGGAAGAAGCUGAGGGGGAGGCAGGAGCCAAGGGGGAGGCAGAUGCCCAGGGGGAGGCAGGAGCUGAAGAUGAAGCAGGAGCGUCAGAUGAAGAGGGAGCUGCAUGUGACACAGGAGUUGCAGGUGUGGCAGGAAUUGUGAGUGUGGCAGGAGCUGCAGGUGAGGAGGGAGCUACAGCCGAGGCUGGAGCUGCAGGUGAACAGGGAGCUGCAGGUGAGGAAGAGGCUGCAGAUACAGCAGGAGCUGCAGGUGUGUCAAAAUCCCGAGGUGAGGCAGAAGCUGAAGAUGUGGCAGGAACUCCAGGAGCGGCAGGAGCCGCAGAUGAGGAAGAAGGUGCAGGUGAGGAGGGAGCUGCAGGUGAGGAGGAAGUUGCUGAUGUGGCAAGAGCUGCAGGUGAGGAGGAAGUUGCUGAUGUGGCAAGAGCUGCAGGUGAGGAAGAAGCUGUAGGUGAUGAGAGAGCUGCAGGUGAGGAGGGAGCUGCAGGUGAGGAGGGAGCCGAGGGGGAGGCAGGAGCCCUGGGGGAGGCAGGAGCUGAAGAUGAAGCAGGAGCAUCAGAUGAAGAGGGAGCAGCAGGUGACACAGGAGUUGCAGGUGUGGCAGGAUCUGUGACAGUGGCAGGAGCUGCAGGUGAGGCAGAGGCUCCAGGUGAGGAAGAGGCUGCAGGUGUGGCAAGAGCCAUGGAUGAGGCAGGAGGCUGGACCCAGCAAUGGCGGGAGACCUUGCAGCCUCUGCUCGACAGCAUGGCCUACCAGGAACUGAGACCUUUUUCUGGGUUGGAAGAGCCGUGCUGUGGAGAAGAGUCUUUUGAGAGCUGGCUGGACCAUACCAACGACAUGCUGUACCUGUGGCGCCACAUAUCGGAACGGGAGAGGAGGAGGAGGCUGGUGGAGAGCUUGGGUGGCCCGGCACUGGAUCUCAUGUGCGGCCUCCUGGAUGAAAAUCCCGACAUCCCUGCACAGGACUGCCUGGCCGCGCUGGUGCAAGCGUUUGGUAACAAGGACGCCCGGAUGACCGCACGGCUGAAGUUCCUGACUUGUGCCCAGAGGCCCCAGGAGACUCUCUUUGCCUACGUGAUGCGCCUGGAGGGCCUGCUGCAGGCGGCCAUGGAGAAGGGGGCCAUCCAGGCCGCCAUCGCAGACCAGCUGCGCGCCAGGCAGGUGCUGAUGCGAGCCCACCCCAACGAGACGCUCCAGAACAAGCUGAGGAGGAUGCGUCUGGAGAGGAGACCGCCUGGCUUCCUGGGGAUGCUGCAGCUCAUUCGGGAGACCGAGGCGUGGGAGGCCACCCCAGGUACAAGUGAGCAGUUCCAAGUGGAAGAAGGGGCCCAUGUGGACAUUGGAGACCUAAUCGCCUCCCAGGCUGCCUCGGCCCAUGAAUACGGUGCUGAGGUCUCCUCAGCCAGUGAAGAUGCUGCCUGGGCUGCCUCGGCCCACGAAGGUGCUGCCAGGGCUGUCCCACCCAGUGAAGGUGCUGCCCGGGCUUCCCCGGUCAGUGAAGGUGCUGCCGAGGUCUCCCCAGGCUGGGAAGAUGCUGUGCAGGGUGCCCCAGCCAGUGAAGAUGCUGCCCAGGGUGCCCCAGCCCGCGAAAGUGCUGCCCGGGCUGCCCCAGCCAACGAGGUCAUCACCGAGUGCACCCCUGCCACUGCAGAAGGAGCCAAGGCCUCAUCAGGUAACAAAGAUACCGCCGAAGCUGCCCUUUCCAAGGAAGACACCAUCGAGGCUGUUCCGGCCAAUGAAGAGGCCGAUGAGGCAGUUCCUGGCACAGUCGACCCUGGAGAGGCUGCUUCUGACAGCCAUGAUGCUGCCAGGGCAGCCCCUGCCCAUGAGGAGACCAUCAAGGUCUCCCCUGCCAUUCAGGAAGAAGAAAAUACUCCCACCCCUGUGGGCCUAGGUCAGGCGGGACCCUCAGAGGCCCCGGGGGGCCCCACCCCAGCCCAGAUGGGCAGUGCUUCUGGGGCAGGCCCAGGAGGUCCUGGCAGUAAGCCAGAGGGCGUUGCUCCGGCAGGAGACCAGGAGGUCGGGGAGCCCCCUGAGAAGGGGCUCAAGCCCAUCCAGGAGGAGUCGGGAAACAAGGACGGGGCUGGGGAGAUGAGCCCCCCCAAGUCCUCCUUGGGCUGAUAGGCUCAGAAUGCCCAGGGCCCUCUCUCCUCUUGGGCAGCAGAGCCCUGGAGGCAGGGGGAGGCCAGGCCAGGGCAGCCACCUCACCCCACAUGUGGAGCAGGGCCAUGGGAGGGGCCCCCUCAGCCAAAACCAAGCCCCUGGCCCCCAACAAUCCCCAAGUGGCCCUGAUCACUGCUAUCAGCCCUUCCAAGUGACUGAGAUCACCAUGUGUGACCCCAGAGGGGAGGGGCGAGGUGUUUCCCCAUGGCAGCACCACACCCAGCCCCAGCGCCAGCCCCAGCCCCAGCCCCAGCCCCAAACCCUGCCAACUAGGGAAGCCAGCCUGGGGGCUCCCUUGAGUGGUGGGUUUGGGCUAGGUCAGGGGCACCUGAAGACGUCUGCCACCCGCAAUGGCCAGGGAGAUGUUAGAGGUCAUCUCAAGGUUGCCAGCCACCUGGGCCUCCCAAGAGGGGGACCCCUAUUCACCGUCCCCUGGGGCAGGCUGGUCCCUGUUCUGGGAAGCCCACUUGUGUCUCUGUAGGCCCUAAGGUGACCCAGGUGUCAAGUAAUCCCCACCCCACCCCACACACACAUGUGGUCAUUUCUGUGCAGCGCUGUGAGGCGUGCGUGAACACGGGCUGGGUGUCCUGGCCUACUGGGACAGCCCCCUCUCGGCCCCGGCAUGUGCUGUGAGCUUCAGUGCCAGCCAAGGCCCUGCGCGCUCUCGUCCAGUGCCGUGAGCUCAACUCUGCUUUCUCGGUGUAGAUUCAAGCCAACCGCUGCUUGUUCUUGUGGAGAUGUGUGUGUGCUUAUCUGAGCAGUUCCCCCACCACCCCACCCCAGAGACCCCCGAGCCCAGGUCCAGGAGAUGCCGGGAAGGAUGGACAGAGGAGGGCUCUGC
This is a messenger RNA of Diceros bicornis minor, 3646 nucleotides long. RefSeq names its product PNMA family member 6E (gene PNMA6E). The transcript is spliced from 3 exons. The coding region runs from base 1 to 2763 and encodes 920 amino acids. The record is from RefSeq and is a predicted model, not a curated record. Lineage: Eukaryota; Metazoa; Chordata; Mammalia; Perissodactyla; Rhinocerotidae.